Molecule: messenger RNA, 2362 nt
Organism: Chelonus insularis
Lineage: Eukaryota; Metazoa; Arthropoda; Insecta; Hymenoptera; Braconidae
Gene: Ttc30
Product: tetratricopeptide repeat domain 30
Exons: 8
Coding region: 311-2284 (657 amino acids)
Biological process (GO): intraciliary transport
Cellular component (GO): intraciliary transport particle B; axonemal microtubule
Molecular function (GO): intraciliary transport particle B binding; protein binding
Source: RefSeq, a predicted model, not a curated record
UGACAAUAAGGUUUUAAAUCAAUCAGAGAAAAAACCUAAAUUUAAAAGAAAUGUAUUGAUGAGAACAAUUGUACAGAAUUUAGAACUCGGGGAAAUACCGUCAGCAAUUGUAAAUUCUACAAGCAGUGCUUGGAUACAAUACUUCUUCAUAAUGGUUACCAUGGCAUCAAUCUACAGAGUGUCAAAACAAAACACGUGGAAAAUAUACCUGAAAAUGUAUAGUAGUUUUCGAUUAUACAAGUUUUUAGAUGAGUUGAAAUAUUUGAAGAAUUAAAAAUUAUUUGAUUAUAAAGUAAUUGACAGUUAAACGAUGACGACUUUUUUAAAGAGCUUCCAUAUCAGAGAUGGUGAAUACACCAAAGUUAUUUAUACAAUGAUUAAAGAACAACGAUAUACUGAUACAAUACAAUUAUUGAUCGAUUUGUUAUCCAAUCAUCCAGAGUCUCGAUCCUGUUUAUCUUUGCUGGCUUAUUGUUACUUUUACACUCAAGAUUUUCUAGGUGCAUCUGAAUGUUACGAAAAAUUAGUUCAAUUGUAUCCUGAAGAAAGUCUUUACAAAUUAUUUUAUGCACAAGCUCUGCAUCAAGCUUGUAUGUAUCAAGAGGCUUGGAAUGUUUGUGCGGGAAUUACCAAUCAAUCUCAUCUAGAUUCAAGAAUAAAAAAAUUACAAGCUGCUAUCAAAUAUGGCCAAGAAGACAUAGUAGCUGUUAAAGGUCUCCUAGACCAAUGUCCUCCUGAUGAUGCUGAUACAGACAUUAAUUUAGGAUGCCUUCUCUACAAAGAAGAAGAGUAUGAAAAAGCUUUAAAAAAAUUUUUAGGGGCCCUUCAAGUUGCUGGAUUCAAACCUCACUUAUCAUAUAAUGUUGCCUUAUGCUAUUAUAGAUUAAAAGAAUAUGCAGCAUCUCUAAAACAUAUUGCUGACAUUAUUGAACAAGGAAUCAAAGAACACCCAGAAUUAAGUGUUGGAGUAACAACAGAAGGAUUUGAAGUAAGAAGUGUUGGAAAUACGUUAACUCUUCAUGAGACAGCCUUAACUGAAGCUUUUAAUUUGAAAGCUGCCAUUGAAUAUCAGUUACAAAACUAUAAAGCAGCUAAAGAAGCCUUAACAGAUAUGCCUCCAAGAUCAGAAGAAGAAUUAGAUGCUGUUACAUUACACAAUCAAGCGCUAAUUAAUAUGGACACAAAACCAAGUGAAGGAUUUGAAAAAUUGCAAUUUUUAUUACAACAGAAUCCUUUUCCGCCAGAAACAUUUUCUAAUUUGCUUCUUCUAUAUUGCAAAUUUCAAUAUUUUGAUUUAGCAGCUGAUGUUCUUGCUGAAAAUGUGCAUUUAACAUAUAAAUAUUUAACACCAUAUCUCUACGAUUUCCUUGAUGCUUUAAUAACUCAACAAACAUCUCCAGAAGAAGCUUACAGAAAGCUUGAUGAUCUUGCCAGCAAACAUUGUGAGAUUUUACGUAAAACAACUAAGCAAGUGCAAGAAGCUCGACUAAACCAUGAUGAAGCAGCAGUGAAAAAAGCCGUAAAUGAUUAUGAAGAAGCUUUGGAGCGUUAUAUUCCAGUUUUAAUGGCCCAAGCUAAAAUUUAUUGGGACCUAGGAAACUAUAUUCAAGUUGAAAAAAUAUUUCGUAUGAGUGCAGAUUUUUGUAAUGAUCAUGAGGUUUGGAGGCUCAAUGUUGCCCAUACCUUAUUUAUGCAGGAAAAUAAAUUCAAAGAUGCCACAGGAUUUUAUGAACCCAUAGUGAAGAAAAAAUACGACAAUAUCCUAGAUGUGAGUGCCAUAGUUCUGGCUAACUUGUGUGUAAGUUAUAUCAUGACAUCUCAAAAUGCAGAAGCAGAAGAGCUAAUGAAAAAAAUCGAAAAAGAGGAGGAAACGAUUGCUUUUGAAGAUCAAGAUAAAAAAUUAUUCCACUUAUGUAUCGUCAAUAUGGUGAUUGGAACUCUUUAUUGUUCCAAAGGAAACUACGAAUUCGGGAUAUCAAGAGUAAUGAAGAGUUUGGAACCAUACAAUAAAAAAUUAGGAACUGAUACUUGGUAUUAUGCUAAAAGAUGUUUUCUAUCACUUCUUGAGCAGUUAGCCAAACAACUAGUAGUCUUACAAGAUGCAACAAUUCAAGAAUGCAUACAAUUUUUAGAGCAUUGUGAAGUUUAUGGAAAAAAUAUCCCUACAGUUAUUGAGCAAUCAUUUGAUCCUAACGAGUUGUCAAUGGGUCCUCAGGGAAAACAUAUAGUUAGUUAUGAAGCAAGAUAUUUAAAAGCAUUAUUUAUAAAAAUACGAAGGUCUUAACAUGUUGUUAAAAAUGAAAUAUUUAGGAAAUGUUGUUGAUUACUUAUAUAAUAAGUUUUUUAUUGAUUGAAAUGAUAU